This is a messenger RNA of Engraulis encrasicolus (European anchovy), 668 nucleotides long. Its product is annotated as histone H3-like centromeric protein A. The coding region runs from base 152 to 559 and encodes 135 amino acids. The transcript is spliced from 5 exons. The record is from RefSeq and is a predicted model, not a curated record. NCBI's taxonomy places the organism in Eukaryota, Metazoa, Chordata, Actinopteri, Clupeiformes, Engraulidae. Gene Ontology annotation, molecular function: protein heterodimerization activity; structural constituent of chromatin; DNA binding. Gene Ontology annotation, cellular component: nucleosome.
AAAGCUCUUCUCAUUGGACCAGCAUUGCACAACAUGCCCGAUGCAUGGUUUGAAUUUCUAGUGUGUUGUGAGUUGUGCUUGCUUGCCUCGUAGCUCUUUGGAAAGUUUUUGCAAAAGGUAAAUCAGGUAUCGGGCAGAGUAUCAGGUGAAAAUGCGUCCCGAAGGGGCUCGCCGGAAGGGAACCCCUAAAAAAAGGUCUCCACCGGCCCCUCCACCAAGAAGGCGACGAGAGAGUGGAGAGAGCUCCCCGCGCAAAAAGAGGCGCUACAGGCCAGGCACCAUGGCCCUGAAGGAGAUCCGCAAGUACCAGAAGUCCACCGAACUGCUGCUUCGGAAGGCACCCUUUUCUCGAGUGGUGAGGGAGAUCUGCAUGGGCUUGAGCAGAGAGCAGUACAUGUGGCAGGCCUAUGCCCUCAUGGCACUACAAGAGGCUGCGGAGGCUUUCCUGGUGCGUCUCUUUGCGGACGCCAAUCUCUGUGCCAUCCAUGCCAAGAGGGUGACCAUUUUCCCCAGGGAUGUGCAACUAGUGCAACGGAUACGGGGGCCCGACAAUGUGUGAUAGAGUUUGAGAGAGAGUGGAGUGUCUGAGAGAGUGGAGUGUCUGAGAGAGAGAGGGAGAGUGGAGAGUCUGUGUAUGAAAGUGAAUGUCCGCGAGUGUGUGUGUGUGU